GUUAUUGUCAGCUUACUGAACAAUGAGGAAGCUUCACACAGUCAGGCUGAAUUUCAGAUGUAGUCCAAUGAGGCAAGGCAUUUGAACGAAACAGAAAUCCCUACGAACGCUAAGAACGGACUCUCAAACAGGACCGAGUGUUCAGAGUUGGAAAUCACAGAAGAAUAGAGAAGAAAGAGAACGUAAGCAUUGGAGAUGCUGUCCUCCUUGAAGAUGCUGUUCUCCUUGAUGAUCACCCUCCUCAUCUUCGGAAUCUUGUUUAAUACCCUCAUCUCCGAUGUUAGACCUUCACCUCCACCUUUACCUCCCGCUCUGAAAAUCCCGAGCCCCCCUAAAGGAUGUAAAGGAUGCAGCGAUGUUAGACCUUCACCUCCACCUCUUCCUUUACCUCCCGCUCUGAAAAUCCCGAGCCCCCCUAAAGGAUGUAAAGGAUGCAGCGAUGUGAGACCUUCACCUCCACCUGUUCCUUUACCUCCCGCUCUGAAAAUCCCGUCCCCCCCUAAAGGAUGUAAAGGAUGCAGGGGACCACUUAUCGAGAAAGUGAUGGCACGACAUUCUCAGACAUGGAAAAAGCAGCAAGAAAACUCUACAAAGUUCAGGUACUAA
Molecule: messenger RNA, 606 nt
Organism: Gadus chalcogrammus (walleye pollock)
Lineage: Eukaryota; Metazoa; Chordata; Actinopteri; Gadiformes; Gadidae
Exons: 6
Coding region: 196-606 (136 amino acids)
Source: RefSeq, a predicted model, not a curated record